Zygosaccharomyces rouxii is the source of this 870-nucleotide messenger RNA. It is a transcript of the gene RBP95, whose product is annotated as RNA-binding ribosome assembly factor RBP95. The transcript has a single exon. The coding region runs from base 1 to 870 and encodes 289 amino acids. The record is from RefSeq and is a predicted model, not a curated record. Lineage: Eukaryota; Fungi; Ascomycota; Saccharomycetes; Saccharomycetales; Saccharomycetaceae.
AUGUCAGAACAUGUCCCCGCUUGGAAAAGAAUUACUAUUAAAAAGAAUCAACAACGAGACUCAACAAAUGCCAAUGAAGAAGAAGAUGAUCCGUUGAAUAUCACAACCCAUUUGGCAACGGGAUCAUUGACUAAAAAACAAAAGCAGAAAAUUAUUAGAGGAGAAGAUCGUGAAGAUACCGAUUUACCUUCGAAUAAAAAAACUAAGAGUGAUAAAAAGAAGGAAAAGUUACCUAGAGAAGAGAGAGAUGCAAGAAAACAAAAUGUGCUUAAGGAUCAAUUAAGAUACUUGAUCGAAUUUUAUUUGAACAAAGUUAAUCCAAAGAAUUUGCCGGAUUCAUUGAGUUCAUUAACCAACGUAAGGAAUAAUUAUUCGGAAAAAUUUAACAACGACGAUCAGGAUGACGAUGACAAUUCCUCAGAGUCAGAAGUUAUUGAUAUUUGGAAAUUUUCCAAACAAAAGCAGAAUUGGUUAAUUAAACAUUUUUUCAACGCAGAAGAAAUCCCAGUUGAAUAUGACGAACUACUAUUGUCAUAUUUCAAAGAAUUGAAAAGUCCUGCAAUUAAAGAUCGUGUUACAGCUGUUUGUAAAGCAAACGUCAGCCAAUGGAACGAGUACAUUGAUCAACAAGACGAAAAAAUGAGAAGAAUCGUCGAAGGGGAGGAAGAGCAAGAAGUUACUAAAGAGGAUGAUGCCAAAGAGCAUGACACCAAGGAAGACGAUAUGAAAGAAAAAGAAGAGAAAAAGAAAGAAGAGGAUGAAUUGACACCACCGGAUAAACGUGUUGUCAAAAGAAGCCAAGAAUUGCUGAAAUUAUGGCAAGUCGAGCCUCUCAUAGAGCUAAAGAGAUUUAACGAUGACGCAUUUUAA